CAUGCUGACUUACAAUUGAACGGUAAAAUAUUGUAACAGGAAUAGCUUGCAAAGCUUUCAUGCAUUUUUCUACAGAUGUGUCAGAAAAUCUGAAAUUCGCAGCUGCGUAUUCCAGUAACGCAGAUGUCAAAUUUACCUAAAAAACGAGCGAUAGUUUAACAAAAGCAAUUUAAUCUUCUUUUGGUUUUCGAACCGCAAAGGUUUCAACCGAAAGUUUGCUGAUUGUGUAAUUAUAAGUUCAACGAAAAUUGCAAGAAGACGCCGCGGUUAGCGAACCGGAUUUGACUUCAGCGAUUAUGACAAACACUUCUACGACUGCCCUGUCCAGUCACACCAAUGACCCCUGCAAGGCCAAUGCUCGCGUGUUCAUCGGCAAUCUGCCAACUGACAAGGUGGACAAAGCCACGCUGCUCACUCUCUUUAACAAGUACGGCGAAAUCACAGCUGUGUCUCUGCACAAGGGCUUCGCUUUCGUCCAAUACACUUGUGAGGCAGACGCGAGAGAUGCAGUGAACAGUGAGCACGGCCAACAGGUCUGCGGAAGCUACAUUGAUUGCAAAGUAGCCAGUGAAGGCAGAAGUGGAGGCUUUUCUGGCUCCAGUGGCAGUUUUGUUAGUGCAGUGCAGAGUGCACCCAAGAACAGACAGAGUGCUCUCUCUAGAUUCAGCCAGCCACUCAGCAGACCUGACUCGCCGCCUUCCCGAUUUCACCAAGACCAUUCAGCAUACCCCCCACCUGUCCCUAAGUCUACUUCGGCAUACUCCUCGGAGAGCUCUGAGUCGUGGGGUCGAGGAGGAACAGGGAGUGUGCCGUCUUCCUCGGUAGCCUACGGAACUCCUUCUUCACGCGAGGCUCCCAUGUCCAAAUACCAAGCAGAAAUUCAAAAGGAGAGACCUUUUGACUGUCUUGUCAUUAGCAGUGACAAAUCUCUACGUGAUUUUGUGGACUACAUAAUCGGCUACCUCAAAUCCACAGCGGGGCUGUCUUGUCACGUGAUCACUUUACCCACCCCCAUGUCUCAUUGCCCAGCCUAUCCCACAGUUGGGACAGGAAGCAUGGCUGGUCCUCAUCUGCCGCCGGGAUCGAGUGUGGACCAUUGGGAGGCCAGACGGCUCGUGGGGGAUGUUGCGAGGUUGGGUUGUGUGCCGGUGAGUGUGGGUCCGGUGACGUACACAAACAGUGUUCAGAAGUCUCUCUCUGUCAACCUUCACUAUGCAACAACUGUAGAAGAACACCGCCACAUGCCUUUGCAGGAAGCAUUCCACUUAAUCAUAACCUCAUGUGUCCAGUUCUCUCUCCAGCAACGCUCCCAGCUGGUGUCGCCCAGUGCCCUGGUCGCCUACCCGGCCACCGCACUGUCACCGCACCAAUACAAACAGGCUAUCAGCAAGUCCAAAGGAAAAAGACGCCUAACUCGCGCCAAAGACGAACAGACUGACUCUACGAGUGACAAACGAGGAGCUGGAAGUAUUAGUCGAUAUAAGCGCCACUACAGAGACCGAGAGAAUGAUUCGGACUCUCCAUCGGCCGCUGAACUGCUCGGAAGCGAUGAAAAUGGGGGAUCGGAACACGACGGCAUCGCUCGGAAGAUCAAAGACAAACUCGCUCCCCCAACAUGCAAGCGACCGGCUAAACUGCACGAGGUUAUCCAGUACAUUCUGCAGGCUGUGGAGAAAACAGGGGCGGAGCCAGAAGUGAGUUUGGAGGAAAUAGACCAAGCACUCUACACACUCCAACAGGCCAGGGCGGCCAGAGACAGCACCGGUACCACCAAUAAUAACAUCAACAGCCACCACGAGAUCAGCAGCAUCAGUAGCAAUUGCCACAGUGCCAAUAAUAUGCCAUCUGCCAAUACAAUACACGUACAAGGCCAUACGACGCAGCUGUUGAAUUUAGUUGCAACGAUUCCCACCAGCAGCACAGAACUUUCGACAGUUAACGUGUCCCAACAAGGACAAUGUAUCAGUGCAUCCGGAGCAACAGCUGUCGCAGUGUCCUCCAACACCAGCUACGUGGGCAGCGCCACCGCCACAGCAGUACUGAAUGCCACCGGCACAGCGGUCGCUUAUGUAGCCACACCCGCCACUCUAGUCGCCACCUCAACCGCAGAUAUUGACAGCAGUUCGAUUGAGGGCAACGGACCAACCGCUACAGUAGUUCCCUCGGCAGCCGCCUUUCUCCACCCUCAAACAGCAACCACCUACUUGACAACGACGGGACCCCCCACACAGUGUUUCAUCCACGAUAGCACCACUGGAAUACAGUACCACGCGCAACCAGCCAAUCCACAGCCACAUGCCCAUUUGCAAAAUAACCAACACAAUGGACGGGCAUGAAUUAAAACCCGAUCAUUGAAACACUGAAAUUAGUUUUGAGCCCAAGUCGAGUAAACUCAUUUAAUUGCUGAACCCUGUUUUAAUUGAUUUGGAAUGACGUAUUAGCCACAAAUUAUCAUUGAAAACGAAGCUUUUGCCUAGUUAUGACAUAUAUUUUGAUGUGCAUUCUGUGUUGUAAAUCAUGUUGCAAUAUACUUGUUCAAAUAAAAUCUGGAAAAAAGUCAACAAAGCGAGAAAGAAAACCUUAGCAGCUUGAAAAAAGUAG
Messenger RNA from Symsagittifera roscoffensis, 2601 nucleotides. RefSeq lists its product as uncharacterized. NCBI's taxonomy places the organism in Eukaryota, Metazoa, Xenacoelomorpha, Acoela, Convolutidae. The transcript has 10 exons. The coding region runs from base 297 to 2336 and encodes 679 amino acids. Gene Ontology annotation, molecular function: RNA binding. The record is from RefSeq and is a predicted model, not a curated record.